Molecule: messenger RNA, 1482 nt
Organism: Capronia coronata CBS 617.96
Lineage: Eukaryota; Fungi; Ascomycota; Eurotiomycetes; Chaetothyriales; Herpotrichiellaceae
Product: STE/STE7/MKK protein kinase
Exons: 3
Coding region: 1-1482 (493 amino acids)
Biological process (GO): protein phosphorylation
Molecular function (GO): ATP binding; protein kinase activity
Source: RefSeq, a predicted model, not a curated record
AUGUCGUCCCCGGUGCCGCUGCUCCGGCCACCUGUGCCUGGCGGUCGAAGCCAAAGCGGGAGCCGGACUCCUCGUCUCACACUCGGUAUUCCUCCUUCACCCAGUGCUCGUCCAGUAACUGGAGAAGCAGAAGUGGCUCCCGAGAUCCCGCGGUUCAGUCUGGCUGCAAAAGGCCCGCCCAAAUUGUCCCUAGCCACACCCAUGGGAAGUCACGGUGCCAUACAAGAAGGAGGAACAAACUUCAGACCGCAAAUCCAGCCGCUCAACAUAUCUGCAAUUACAGGCAACGAUAAUGUGAGUAGACCAAGAGGAGACAGUUUCCACAAUGGCAGCGUCCCUGGCUCUGCGUCUUCCUCGACAUACUCUGCCCUCUCUUUUGCUAUGCAUGCACGGCAAGGCGGUACGCCCGAUCCCUCUUCAGCAAUCAGCUCAAUCUAUUCGGAGGCGAGCAUCGGUGGGGCCUCGAUGGAGAGGGAAUCCAGCGUGGGCGGACUGUCCAUUGACUUCGACAAACUCAGCCUCGAGAAAGGAAGGCCGUUGGAUGUAGAAGAUUUGGAUGACGAAGGAUGGACAGCCGCAAGCGAGCAGAAGAAAAUCAUCGAACUUGGAUCCUUAGGUGAAGGCGCCGGUGGAGCUGUGACGAGGUGUAUGUUAGAAGGCGGCAAGACCAUCUUUGCUCUCAAGAUCAUUACCACCAGUCCCGACCCAGACGUCAAGAAGCAGAUCCUACGAGAGCUAAAGUUCAACAAGAACUGCACAUCCGAGUACAUUUGCCAAUACUACGGUGCAUUCAUGGACAAGUCGUCGAGCACAAUUUCAAUAGCAAUGGAGUUUUGCGAGGGCGGCAGUCUGGACAGUGUCUAUCGCGAAGUGAAGAAGCUAGGUGGCCGGACUGGAGAGAAGGUCCUGGGCAAGAUCGCUGAAGGUGUCCUCCAUGGGCUGACCUAUCUCAACAGCCGCAAAAUCAUACACAGAGCUGCAGACAUCAAACCCUCUAAUAUCUUGCUCUGCCGUAAUGGCCAAGUCAAGCUCUGCGACUUCGGCGUUAGCGGAGAAUUCGGCACGAAAGGAGACGCCAACACAUUUAUCGGCACCUCAUAUUACAUGGCGCCCGAACGAAUACAGGGCCAGACUUAUACCAUCACCUCGGACGUGUGGUCCCUUGGUGUUACGUUGCUGGAGGUGGCUCAACAUCGGUUCCCCUUCCCAGCCGACGGCACGGAAAUGCAACCUCGGGCAGGUCUCAUUGACCUCUUGACGUAUAUCGUUGCGCAGCCGAUUCCCAAGUUGAAGGAUGAGCCAGAGAACGGGAUCAAGUGGAGCGACACGUUCAAGUACUUUAUCGAAAGCUGUCUCGAGAAAGAGCCGACCCGGAGGGCCUCUCCAUGGCGAAUGCUAGACCAUCCAUGGAUGGUGGAGAUGAAGUCCAAGAAAGUCAGCAUGUCGACCUUCCUCAAGCAAGUCUGGGACUGGAAGGACUGA